AAGCUCUCUGCCGACACCUAAAACCUACAUUUGAAAGGGUAUUCAAAGAGUUGUUAUAGUCGCAUCGACGCCUAUACACAUUGGACUGUCUGUGGGUCGUUUGGUGGGUCAAUUGUGGUUGGCUAAGGCGCGAACAGGUUCGCAAAUGCGCAGAAUUCAAUCAAAUCGAAUGCAGCAACAAGUAAAAAGCGACAGGCGACAAGAAACAAGAAACAGGCAACAAGCGACAGGCGACAGGCGACAAGCGACAGCAACAAGCAUUGAUUCAUAGAUUUUUGGGUAUUUCUGUGCAGUUGUUGUGCCCGGUUGAGACAGUGCGUCUGAUGCGUAAGUGGACGUCGCGUGGACGCCCGUCACAUGUCGUGUAAAAUGUCCGUGUGCGCACUCGCACGCCCGCCGCAAGCAACAGCCGCCGUAAGCAGUGCGAAUAACGUGAACGGGCAAGCAGGUGCAGCGACGUCGCCAGCGACGACGCCAACGACCCCAACGACGCCGCCAACGCCGCCGCCAUCGCCGCAGGUGCGCAUCUACGAGGACUUUGACAGGAUGAGCGCCAAGGAGGUGUACUACAAUGAGGCGGGCAAGAAGGUGACGGUCAAGCUGCUCCACUUCCCGGACGUUCUGCCCGAGGACAUAGCCAAGCUGCGCUUCGAUGACGAGGACGAUCAGAAUGCCGACGAUGCCGACGUGGACGACGACGAUGGCGUCGAUAGCGAUGCAGGUCGCUCUGCCAAUAGCAGCCACAGCACCGGCAUCGGCAUCGGGAUCAGCAAGACCCCGCCCACCGCUGACAGCGACGAUGGCGACAGCGAGACCGAGAAGCCUGACCUGGAUGGCAGCGGCAGCGGCAAUGCCACAGGCACCGGCGCCAUCAAGAAGACCUUCCGGCGCAAGCUGUCCGGCAACAACAUGCAGCCGCGCAAGUGCAGCCUGGCCUUUGCCCAGGCGCAUGGCAUCAAGCAGCGCGCCGAGAAGAAGCUGUCGAUGCCCACCAUCAGCAUCACGGCCAAUCCGGGCGAGCAUGUCAGCCUGGCAGGCGGACGCAAGCUCUCGCAACAGCACUCGCUGCCCAUGACGAUGAUGACGGUGACGCCGCCGCGUCGCAGUCACUCGCCGCUGGGCCAGAGUCUCUGCCCCGGCUACAUACAGUACUCCAAGUCGCUGCUGGAGGUGCCCAUGCCAAGGGAUUAUGGCUACGCCAGCAGCGAUGAUCUGAGCUCUGAGUGGGACUCGGAUGUAUCCACAUCGGCGGCCUCGUCCGCAACUGCAUCGGGCUCCGGCUCGGGCACUACGGGUGCAUCCUCAGCGAGCGGCACGAAGAAGAGCUCUGGCUGGCGGAAAAUACGAAACAUUGUGCAAUGGACGCCCUUCUUUCAGACGUACAAGAAGCAGCGCUAUCCAUGGGUACAGCUGGCGGGCCAUCAGGGCAACUUCAAGGCCGGUCCCGAGCCGGGCACCGUCCUCAAGAAGCUCUGCCCCAAGGAGGAGGAAUGCUUCCAGGUGCUCAUGCAGGAUGUUCUGCGUCCAUAUGUGCCCGUCUACAAGGGUCAGGUGACCAGCGAGGAUGGCGAAC
Drosophila navojoa is the source of this 1573-nucleotide messenger RNA. RefSeq lists its product as uncharacterized. The record is from RefSeq and is a predicted model, not a curated record. Gene Ontology annotation, molecular function: inositol hexakisphosphate kinase activity. Gene Ontology annotation, biological process: inositol phosphate biosynthetic process; phosphatidylinositol phosphate biosynthetic process. Lineage: Eukaryota; Metazoa; Arthropoda; Insecta; Diptera; Drosophilidae. Gene Ontology annotation, cellular component: cytoplasm; nucleus.